Messenger RNA from Sphaeroforma arctica JP610, 780 nucleotides. RefSeq lists its product as hypothetical. Lineage: Eukaryota; Ichthyosporea; Ichthyophonida. The record is from RefSeq and is a predicted model, not a curated record. The transcript is spliced from 7 exons. Gene Ontology annotation, molecular function: oxidoreductase activity. The coding region runs from base 1 to 780 and encodes 259 amino acids.
AUGAUGGAUGGAAAGCUAGCUCUGGUCACAGGGGCAUCGUCCGGUAUAGGGAAAGCUAUCGCACAAAAAUUAACACAAGAAGGUGCCAAGGUUGUUGGAACCGGUCGUAACGAAGAAUCUCUGGCUCAAUUAAAAGCAGACGGGGAUCUCUUAGGAUAUGUAGUUGGUGACUUGUGUCAAGAUGGAGUGUGUGAGCGCAUAGUGCGAGAGGCUGUGGAACAGCUUGGUGGACUCACAACGGUGAUCAACUGCGCGGGGGUCCUAGUGGCUGGGGCGAUGGGUUCGGUUUCAUUGGACAACUAUCUUUUCAAUUUCCGCGGAAAUGUCCAAUCCACUUUCGAAGUGAUGGAGCAUGCCAUCCCACAUCUACGCAAAGCAGGUGCUGCGAGCGGCCCUUGCAUCAUCAACAUAAGCAGUGUCAAUGGCAAACAGAGCGCUGGUGGGGUAGCCACGUAUUGUGCGUCGAAAGCUGCGGUUGACCAACUGACACGCUGUGCGGCCGUUGAUCUGGCACCGGAUGGCAUCCGAGUGGUUGGGGUAAAUCCUGGGGUCAUACGCACGCCACUGCAACAAAGAGGCGGUAUGAGCAAUGAGGCUUAUGAGAAAUUCUUGGAACGGACGAUUAAUUACACACAUCCGAUCGCGAAGGCACUCGGUCGCGUUGGUGAGCCUGAAGAAGUCGGUGAGCUCGUCGCGUUCCUAGCAGGAGACAAGGCCAAAUUUAUCACUGGGGAAUGCAUUGCUAUCGAUGGGGGUCGACAGUGUUUGGGUGCUAGAUAA